GGUCGCCGCCGUCAAAAGGUCAACUGUCCGCGUCGAGUGGGUGUGAUUUUCCAAGAAAAAAAAACGGAAAAGAUUUCACUUUUUUGGCCUGGGUGAAUUUCCAUCGUUUUUUGAUUUAAUUAACCCAGUUGAAAAAUUUACAUACGUAUCGUCUCGAUGCUCGUACCAACUGAACGGUAAUAAUUAACGAUGCUUAAGGGUCAAUGGUUCCUAAAAUUUCACGCUCAAUGAUCCUUUCGAACCUCGUAAGCCAGACAUACCCCUGCUACCUGAUUGAUUAUCGUGGGGACCUGCAAACAGGAAGUCAACUUGGGCAAAUACGUUCGUUAUAUAGCUCCUCGAUCCGUCUGUCUGAUUAUCAAAAGGUACCUUAAAGACCCCUUAAUUUAUUGUCGAAUUCUUGUAAAAACAACAGCGAUAGAGCGCUGUCUACGACUACAGGUGUGAUAAUUGUACUCGGAGAAGGUGAACUUUUCACACCUUGUUUUAUAUAACAGCUAAUUCUUUGGAUUACUCGGUGUGAAUUACAGCCAAACAGUGUGAUCGAAGAGAAAUGUCUUACCUGUGUUUAAUUUUGUUGUUCGUUUCCGCGUACUCGUUACCGGUCUCGUUCGAUGAAUCGGAAAACGAGAUCGAUAAUCCGGACUACGAUACGUUUCAGAAUCUGCAACAACUCGGUGAUAAAUUAUUCGGUGAUCCGAAAAAUUCCAGUGGAGAUCAUGUGGCUAAAUGGACUCCGAACAGUGGUGUGUUCCCGGAAGAGCUAGGGGAGUAUGCUGAAGGCGAUAUCCUGCAUCCUAUUUCGUUCACGAGGAAUGGAUUGAAAGCCAAGUCAUCCAGAUGGACGAAUAAAGUUAUUCCUUAUGAGAUCAGUCCUUAUAUAAGAGGAAAUGAUCGUCAAAUGAUCUACGACUCAAUUGAAGAAUACCAUAAAGUGACUUGUUUGAAAUUCAAAGAAAGAUCUUCCAAUGAUAAGGAUUAUGUGUAUUUUACAAACAGCAAUACCGGUUGUUGGUCUUCUGUGGGCAAGAUUGGAGGUAGACAGGAGAUAAACUUACAAACUCCUGGAUGUACGACGAAAAAAGGAACCGUCAUGCACGAAAUGUUGCACGCUGUGGGUUUCAUGCAUGAGCAAAACCGUCCCGAUAGAGACAAGUUCGUCACAAUAAACUAUAAUAACAUCGAACGAGGUAAAGAAUCGAAUUUCGAAAAAGCUGAAGUGGAAACUAUCGACAAUCAAGGCAUCGGAUACGAUUACAGAAGUGUAAUGCAUUAUUCUGGCAACGCUUUCUCAAGAAAUGGAUUACCAACAAUAGAGCCAAAGGUAAGAGGCACAACGUUAGGACAAAGAGACGGAUUCAGUAGGAAAGAUGUGCAGAAGGUGUUGAAAAUGUACGGUUGUACGAAAGGAGGUAGUGGUGAAGGAGGAGGGUCUGAUGGGGGAUUCUUAUCUGCGUUAUCGUCUCUAUUUUCUAAAUGACGAAUGUAUC
Molecule: messenger RNA, 1490 nt
Organism: Planococcus citri (citrus mealybug)
Lineage: Eukaryota; Metazoa; Arthropoda; Insecta; Hemiptera; Pseudococcidae
Product: zinc metalloproteinase nas-13-like
Exons: 6
Coding region: 554-1480 (308 amino acids)
Biological process (GO): proteolysis
Molecular function (GO): zinc ion binding; metalloendopeptidase activity
Source: RefSeq, a predicted model, not a curated record